AUGAAUAAAUUAGCUCCAAGCAAAUGUACAGUAUAUGUUUCAAAUCUUCCAUUCAAUUUGACAAACAACGAUUUACAUAAAGUAUUUGAAAAAUAUGGAAAAUUAGUUAAAAUUACAAUAGUUAAAGAUAAAACAACACGACAAAGUAAAGGAGUGGCAUUUGUAUUAUUUCUUAAUCAAAAUGAAGCUAACAUUUGUGUUAAAUCUACAAAUGGCAUACAAAUGUUCGGAAGAACGUUAAAAAGUUCUAUUGCAGUAGACAAUGGCCGUAGUACUGAAUUUAUCAGGAAACGUCAGUAUACUGACAAAAGUUUUUGCUACGAAUGUGGCAAAGAAGGCCAUCUUAGUUACAAAUGUCCAGAAAAUUGUUUGGGUGAACGACAGCCACCACCUAAAAAGAAAAAAAAGAAAAACUUAGAUAGUAAUGAAGGAUGUAGCAAAAAUCAAGAAUCUUAUCUUAGCUCAGAAGAGGAUACAGAAUUUUAUGACAGAACUAAAAAUGACAAAGAAAGAAAUAGUGAUGAAGAAAAAUGUGAUACAUCUCAUAUGGAAACAUUAAGUGCAGUAAUACACGAAGAACAAGAGAAUAAUAUUGACCAGUCAAGCAAAGUUGAGGUGUUACAUAAAAAAGUGUACCGUAAAGAUUCAUACUUCAGCGAUGAGGAGGAACUUAUUGAAUAA
Messenger RNA from Macrosiphum euphorbiae (potato aphid), 681 nucleotides. NCBI's taxonomy places the organism in Eukaryota, Metazoa, Arthropoda, Insecta, Hemiptera, Aphididae. The record is from the annotation of a GenBank genome assembly.